CCUAUGCUUAUAGCUUGCGCUGCGACUCAACAGGCUACCACCCGCCUCUUCAACCCCUUCGUUUCCUCCCGAAGGGCAGAGCGGAAGUUGCCUAUGCCGUGUACGUCGCUGAUUUUCUUCCGCCUGGUGCAGGGGCGCAAGAUUUCCUGGGACGCUUUCACCUUGCAGGGAGAAGCGCAAGUAUAUGCUGUGCGUUUUCCUUCCUCCCCUUCCCUUCUUUGCAGAGAAAUGGCUGGGCUGAUCAACUUCGAGGAUGAAGAGGAGGUGAAGGAGUACUUAGACAAUCUGGGUGUGGAGUUCAGCUUCCAGUGCUAUAAGGAGAAAGAUCCUGACGGUAAGGUGGAAGUAGCCGCGUGGCCAACAUUGUUUGGUCUACGACGUUUUCCCCAGCGCUGGACAUGCAGGCUGCAGUCCUCUCUGUCCAGUUACCUGGGAGUAAGCCCCAUUGAACUCGGCGGGAUUUAUUUCUGAGUAGAUGUGCGUAGCUCUGCACAAUUAAUUCAGGGUAUUUACUUUUGAAUAAAUGUGUUUGUUUUCUUGGGUGUGUCACAUAAGCAUAGGUUACAUAAAGAUAAUGAAAGCAGGUCCCACAUUUAUUCUGCCACCUUGAUUUAUUUGUAACCUUGCAGCAGACUAACCAAAAAAAUGGGUAUUUCAUCCUCGGGUUUUUGAGUAGAAGCUUUACCGUAGUAUCUGAAGGAGCAUCUCCACCCCCAUCGUUCUACCCGGACACUGAGGUCCAGCACCGAGGGCCUUCGGGCGGUUCCCUCACUGCGAGAAGCCAAGUUACAGGGAACCAGGCAGAGAGCCUUCUCAGUAGUGGCGCCUUCCCUGUGGAACACCCUCCCACCAGAUGUCAAAGAGAACAACUACCACCAGGCCUUUAGAAGACAUCUGAAGGCAGCCCUGUUUAGGGAAGCUUUUAAUGUUUGAUGUAUUUUAAUAUUCUUUUGGAAGCCGCCCAGAGUGGAUGGGGAAGCCCAGCCAGAUGGGCGGGGUAUAAAUAAUAAAUUAUUAUUAUUAUUAUUAUUAUUAUUAUUAUUAUUAUUAUUAUCUGCAGUACUGAAAUUAUGAGUAGCUUUCAAAACAAACCGGCUGCACAUUUAAGAAGCCUUAAUCUGAAGCAGUGGUGAGAAAACCAUUACCCUCUAGGUGACUACAAUGCCCAUAUGUUCCAGCCAUCAACAUCUGGUUUCCCCAUCUUUGCUCUAAAAGAAGUUGGGCAGAGAUCAACAGGCCUUUCAAAUAGAUUUAGGUAAAAGUUCUCAGGAGCUUAAGGAAAGGACUACUGGGCAAAUCAGUACUGUAUUCUAAUUUUGUUACCUGUGCACGCAGCCCCUUCGCUCCUCCCUUUGCUUAGCAAGCAGUCAAACUUCCCAUAGUUGCCUGUUUCCACCAAACCAGGAAAUUAUGGUUACCAGCAUUGGAACAAGCAAGGAACUUAAGCUAACUUUAAAGCAUAGUUAAAUCUCCCCAUAUUUUCUGAAGCUAGUAACCCAUGUUUCCAGAAUUCAGAAGAGACAGGAAACAUGGCUAAUUAGAGACUUCCUGGUUUGAUUUUUUGCACCUCAAAGUAAUGGUGUAUGUGUGAAUAAAGUUUUCAUUCACAUUUUGGCUUUAAGAUUGGAUCAUCCAAACUGAGUCAGUAGGUAUCAGUCCCUUUUUACUUUUUAUUUUAUAUGGAAAUAUAACAUUAGGACCUAUUGGUCAAUCCCAUUUCAGACUCGGAAGUCAGCCCAUUUUAUGCCUUUCACUACAUUACCAGGUAGCAGAUGUUGGAGGCAAUCAACACCCUGUCCUAACUGAUAAAAACAAAAUCAAACAAGGAAGAAACCAAAGAUUGCAAGUGAAGCACAAAAAUGGGGAUGGCAUGAUCAUACCUUAAGUUUCCUUCAUUGUGAAACCACAGGUUGUCACCGUCUUGCUGAGUACCUAGAGGGAGUAAAGAAAAACUUUGAGGGAGCUGCUAAAGUACUAAAGGACAAUUGUGAAAAAAACCUGCACAGUGAGAGCUGCUACAAACUUGGAGCCUACUAUGUUACUGGAAAAGGUAAGAAAGAACAUCCCUCUCUACAACCCAUUGUAUCUCUAUGUAAAAGGAAAAGCAAUCCAAGUAAGGUUAUUGAAAGCUUAUGUAGCUCAGUGUAGUGGAUGGUUUUUUUGCCUCAGUUCUCUUAGCUGCAGUAUGGGAGUAGCACUGGACUUACUUUCAGGGAUGUUGUAAAGGACUCCUGCAUUGCAGGGGGUUGGCCUACUACAUGAUCCUUGUGGUCCCUUUCAAUUCUAUAAUUCUGUGAAAAGAACUAUGUAUAGAACAAAUCAUUUUCUCCCUGCAGGUGGGCUCCCUGCAGAUUUGAAAACUGCCUACAACUGUUUUUUGAAGUCUUGUGAGAAAGGUGGGAAGAAAUCCAUAGAUGCUUGUCACAAUACUGGACUGCUGGCACAUGAUGGACGGGGCAAUGAUGAUGAGAAGCCCAACGCACUCCUAGCCAGGGAUUAUUACAGUAAAGCUUGUGAUGGGGGUUUUGCCCCCAGCUGUUUCAAUCUUAGUGCAAUAUAUCUCCAAGGAGCCCCUGGGAUACCAAAGGAUAUGAACCAGGCUUUGGAAUACUCUCUGAAAGCGUGCGACUUGGGACACAUAUGGGCAUGUGCCAACGCUAGCCGAAUGUACAAGCUAGGGGACGGAGUUGAGAAGGAUGAUGCCAAGGCAGAAACCCUAAAGAAUAGAGCAAAAGACCUGCACAAAGAACAGCAGGCAGCUACAAGAUCCUUAACAUUUGGAGAGUAAGCCCAGUCAAGUGAAUUAUAGUUUUCUCAAGAAACAUACUUCGUACAAUAGUGCACAGACAUUGGGUGGAUUCAGCACUGCAGUAUUGCAACAUUGCUGCUUGCCAGACAGAAUGAUUCCCCCUCUCCUCCCCCUGCCUGCUGUUCUGGGGGUUCUCCAAACACCUGCCGUGAGCCAAUUUCGGGAGGCACUCAGCGGGAGGAAAUGGGGGGAAAGGUAUAGAAUUUGAUUCAAAAAACUUAUUUGUGUGAAUGGCUGUCUCUCUUUGCCUGUACAAAUUAUUGUUUUGUAAACACAAUAAAAACCAAUAUUUUUAGGACAUGGGUGAUUUUUUUGGUAGCUCAAUCUUUAGAGGAGAAAAUGUUGUAUUUAAAACUAUAACGUGAAAACUGCUGUAAACUAAACCAUUGUUUCUAGAAUGUAAUUCUCAAAUACAUCAGGAUUACAUACACUGAGUUAACAGUCCAGUGGGAUCUGUUGUUUCUAAAUAAACUCUUUUCUGCAGCAAGCCCCUUUAUUCGUUUUCAGAAAGCAGAAAUUGUAUCUUUAGAAAAAAAGCAAUUGGCCAACUCCACUCAUGUAAUAUUUUGCAGAUGGGUAAAGGGAUGUGCUAAUAUGCUAUUAAAGCCAUCAAUACCAAAUGCAUUAAUUAGGAAGCACAUUCCAUUAAUUUCAGUGGCACAAGCUUUGAG
Podarcis lilfordi (Lilford's wall lizard) is the source of this 3480-nucleotide messenger RNA. NCBI's taxonomy places the organism in Eukaryota, Metazoa, Chordata, Lepidosauria, Squamata, Lacertidae. The record is from the annotation of a GenBank genome assembly.